AUGGAUACAACUGGUGCCGCUUCCUUGCGAAACUGCCGCCGCCAUCGCCUAAGGCGCAGAACGUCUUUGGAGAUGAAGUGCCAGGCAACGUCAGGGCAAGGAAAGAGGAUACUUCUCUCCACUGCGAGUCGUUCAACAUUCGCACUGGCGGUGUCGAUGAUUUGUGCUUCGGCUUGGUUUGUUUCCAUGGGGGUAUGUUCGACGGGUGUCACAGCCCUCUUGAUACAAUCGGCCCAAGAAUCGCUUGUAGUUUUCAAUCGAGACCACCAGCUCCUCGAGCAUUCGAUCGAGGAGCUCAAGAUGGGGACAGCGGCAGCGAAACAGGAGCUUUAUCUCAGCCAAUCUUCGUGCCUUCUUGAGCGCACAACACAUUUCGAGAUCUUUCAGUCUCCUACUGGAGGGGGUAUGCUGAACGAAGUUGACCUCGACCUUGACUUUGAUUGA
Messenger RNA from Seminavis robusta, 444 nucleotides. NCBI's taxonomy places the organism in Eukaryota, Bacillariophyta, Bacillariophyceae, Naviculales, Naviculaceae. The record is from the annotation of a GenBank genome assembly.